Messenger RNA from Porites lobata, 13128 nucleotides. The record is from the annotation of a GenBank genome assembly. Lineage: Eukaryota; Metazoa; Cnidaria; Anthozoa; Scleractinia; Poritidae.
AUGGGCGUUAGAUCGGGGAGAACUCUGUUUUGGCUCAUAUACUUGUGGAUUUUGUCCGGUGAGUGAGAUCGGAUUUUGAGUACAGUACACAACGUUGUAGGAAUCGCGAAAGAUGUUUGUUUGAUUUUGUGCGUUCGUCAAUUUACAAUGCAAUUACGGUAGCAUGAAUAUUUCAGCACCUUUUCCCUAGAAUACUGCGUUGCUGCUUCGGAAAGUCAGUCUUCCGUCCUUGAGCGUGUGUUUAGUUGAAAGGAUUUAGAGUAUAGUGGUGUUACAAGAAGUCAUAUUGCUUUGUUUAUCGCGUCGCAAAAUCGCGAUCAAUUCUCUUUGCACCACCAACAACGGCAGACAUCUGCUUUUCCGAUCAAUGUCCAUACUGAUCAAAUCGCCUUUCAUUUUUUUGAUUUCCAGGUAGCUUACUAUCUGGAUUCCGGCACAAAAGGUUGGUCGAUUCUCCUAGGUAAGUUCUUCGGAGUGCAAAGCGUUGUUUUGUUUUUAUAUUAGCUGUGUGUUUGCUUGUUUAAUGUAAGAAAUAAUUAGACUUGACAUGGGAUGUGGGUUCCAUGCAAAUUUUCGCUUUGUGUAAAACAAGAUUUGGCGACAAAAGUACGUUGAACACGCUUUCGAAAAGGCGAGCAGAUGCUAUCGGUAAUCGUGCCAAUUGUAUUCUUCCAUUGAAAUGUCUAUAGUGAAUGAAACUUUUAUUAAUUUGCUUCCCUUUGGUCGGGUUCUCGCGAUCGCAUUUCUUUCUGUCGUGCAGCGAAAAGCGGCAAAGCUUUUGAAAACUAAUAGCGUCUAAAAAAAAUCGCUUGAGACCAGCUGCGAACAUCCAAUGAUUGAAAAAUUUCAGACGGUAUGCUUGAAAUUUUAGAUAACUUAAGAGCGAAGUGAUAUUUUCCAUUCGCAGAGCGAAGGAAGUAAACGCUCUCCGACGCAAUGUUCUCACAUUUGUUCAUUUCGCAUUGUUGUAAUUGACAGACAGAAUCUGUAUUCUUCAUUUUCCUAUAAUCGCCAAAGGAUAAUCCGCCGAAUACACAUUUUCCAUUUGGCUUUGACCUCGGUAAAUUAGAGGGUCAGAAAGUGACUAAAAUGAGUAUUUCACUUGAAUAGACAUUGAUCAGUCGUUGUGUGUUUAAAAUAUUGAGCCUUAGCGGCUGGUACGCAUUGUUUGAUUCUAGCCCUGAUUCAUUGAAUAGUUUGUUUUAGAAUGUGCCGCACGGAAGACCUCAUUGUUCUUCUUUGAAGUGUAAAUGUGAAGAACAAAGACAAAAAUUAACGUAUAAGUCGUUCCGUAGAAGAAAUUUGCAUGUGUUAGUUUCUUCUCCCAUUAUCGUCGAUUUGUCGUUCGCGUUCUAGAAAUUUGCCUCCGAAACCCUGGCUUUCGAUUUAGCUCAAGUGGAUUCUUCCUUUUCAAGGCGAUAUUAGCGGUGUUGGGAAGGAAGUAAGAACGAUGGUCAUGUUUUGAAUCGCUACAUUAAAAGCACAAUAUAACAAACGUCUGUGAUAGUCUUCUAGUACAUCGUUUGACCCGUGUUAGAUUUGCGACCGCGUUCUUCCUGUCAAUUAAAAUGCAAUGAAAGAAUCGUAAAUGAAUUCUCGUGACACUGAUAAAUUUCCCUUUGGACUUGGAUCAACCAAAUCCUGCUCCCUGCUGUUUCAGUAUCAGUUGGGUUUUAUUUUGAUCUUCGCGCUUGUUUUCAAUAUUCACGGAAUGCAAGUGUUUUACUUUAUUGUAGUCUUAAUGACGAUAUUGGAAAUAUGUAUGUCUCAGGGAGCGCGCUUAUAGCGAUCUUUUUAGUCAAAAAAUUGAUUUAUGAGAACGAACUGGACUAUAUUAUGCUGUUCUUUCUCUUGCAUAAGGUGGUGUAUUGUUUUGUCUGAGACUCAAUCCUAAUACGUCAGCAUUUAUGUGAAAGGUAUUGGUCCGUUUCCUGGUGAGCUUUUUCCAAUGCUCCAUGCAGUGUUUUUAACCUUUUCGGCACGAAAACGGUAUUUAGCGGGAAAAACUCCUUCCUUGCGACCAUUUAGUAUGGUUAUCAAGACGUUCCUUCAAAAGUUGCAUUUUCAUUUUUGAAAGCUUGUAAAGUCUCUUUUUUUUUUCUAAUAAAGAAAGGGAAACUUUCAGGGCCAAUAUAAGAGUUAUGACUGACUGCUGCAAUUUUGCUAACAGUUUACCAUGACGGCUCACAGAGACACCAAUAAACAUUUUAUGGGCUUUGGCAAAACAAUUCAGGAGAUCGAUACUCUAUGUAGCAGCUUACAAUUUCGUGAUGAUUGACAGUGCAGCCAUUACAAAACUGAUAGAGAAUGUUUGGGUUAAAUCAUAAGCAAAUAAUACUGAAUUUUGUACUCUGAAAACCUCUAGCAAAUUAGGAGCAUGACCAGUAAAUCUUGUUAGUGACCUUUUGGAAAUUGUGUUUUACCUUCUUUAAGUGCUACUAUGUGUGUUCACAAUAAAUUUGCCAGAAAAAAAUUACUAAAUGUGUAAAGUGCAUCAUUGCGAAGCUCACUUAUUCUUUUAUGUUGUAUAAAAUUCUACCUUCUAUAACUCAAACUCCCGAUAACUCAAACUUUUUUCUAUUUCCCUUGAAUGUUCGAAUUAUCAGGAGUCGACGACUGUACUUAUUCAUAUACUAUACCCAUUAACCCUUUCAGUGCCAAGUGUUGCCAUGGGCAAAAUUCACCAAAAAUUCCCAAAUUUUGUUUUGUAAAUUUUGGAAACAAAUAGCACCAUUUGAGAGCACAGGCGGAGAGGUUUCAUUUGAAUGGUCACAUCAUAGGAUUUUGUCCAUGGACUCAAAGUUUGAAUUCCCUUAAGGGACUCCAACAUUCACUCUGGCAGCGAAAGGGUUAAGUUGAAAUCUUAUUGACCGCCAGCUGGUUUUAUGGUAGGGAAGGGAGGUAUGGUGGGUAAUUUCUGUGUAAAAUAGUUGACCACUUCCUUUAAAUCAAAUAUUUCAGUUAUGUAUCUUUGUUUCUUCCAGCUCUAAUCACACCAAGACUUGCCCAGAUUGCAAAGGUAUGUAGAUUACUGUAUAUAUUCUUUUUUGUUUUGUUGUCUUUCGUUCCUUGUAAUAUUGUUUGUUUGGUAUUUUUUGAUAACUGAGCCCUGGCUAUGUGGCCUUGCUACUAGCUAGGAGGCAAAAAGUGUAUGCCUGUACCUUUCCCAAAGGAUGAGAGCUUUAACAGUUACCUUUCUAAUAGACCAGUUAUUGUUUACUUGGCUGUUACUGUGAAAUUCAGGAAACCAUGAAGGCAAAAAAUGUUUGUGGAAUGUGUUGUGUUGCAAGAGGGAAAAGCCAGUCACAUGAGAUAACUAAACGUGAUUAGUUUGGUGGCUUGUUCACGUGUUCCCAUUAUUGUUGGGAUUUACAUAACAAUAAACAUUUUUGUGACAGUAAGAAGAAUUAUUAUGGUUUGCAUUUUUAGAACUUUCAGGAAGACUUCACAUGAUUUGUAUGUCAUUUUUUUAAAAAAGACAAAAACAAAUCUCUUCUCUAGUCUGUAGAUAAAGUCCUAUGGAUUUUCUGUUUAUCUGUAACCUCUUUGACAUUGCUUUUGUUUUUGGUGCUCAGUAUAAUUUGUCGAAUUCUUCUUAAAUGUAAAUAAGUAAAUUUUGACCUUUUCGCCAUAUAUUCGAGACAACUUAAGACUUGGCAAAAAAAUGUUUUCAUUGUUGUGGAAUUUUGACAACACACUCUAAGCUGAAACUACAUCAGAUUACAUUGGGUCUGCCAUUACAGUAUUAAUUUUGUUGUGACAUUUUGACCACUUGCUGGAAGCUGAAACUACAUUUAGAUUACACAUUGCCUCCCAAUACAGUAUCAAUUUUCUGCAGUGAAAGCAUAUUAUAAUCAGGGAUCCAUAUUCAUUUUUUCUUGGAGUUGUCAGCUGGGCAAGUAAACCUGAUGGCAUACUGGCCUGGUUACAAUUUGGGUUGCCCAGACAAAAGUGCAGAAUUAUAUAAAAGAAUGGUGAAGAAAUUGUGUGCAAAUUGAACAUUUUUGAUUAGCAUUUUGUUUCCAUUAUAGUUACUAAGAAGGGUUAACUGUUAAGUACAACAGGCUACAGGCUUAGGCUAAACACAACUACAUUUUACAAGUAGCCACUGCAAUGGUGCCCAAACUUAUGAUUUCAUUGCAGACAAAAGCUGCUUGUUAUUCACCAUUAUUCUAAAAGUUUUAAGUGGAUGAGAAGAAAUCAGAACACAGGGAAAAUGUUUAUAUCAUAUAGGAGUUUUUGAAAAGAUUCUGUGGUGAAGCAAAACCUCACUCGUCCGAAGGGUGACUUGAAGUUAUCUUAAUUGUCUGUACGAGAUUGUAGUUGCCUGGGACGACUGGGAAUAUGGAUCGCUGUAUAACGGUACUCUUUAUCUUAACAGCACCAGUGGUUGGCUCACAGCUCUCCAAUCAAACUGUGAUGGAGGGUGGCAGGGCAGUGUUUAGGUGUUAUGUGAGUGGCAAGCCGGAACCAAAUGUAACGUGGUACAGGAAUGGAAAGCCAAUCAGAAAUAGAAGUGGAUCAUUUACUAUUGUGUCAAAGUAAGUGAUUUCUCCACACCUUGAUCUCUUUACAUUUCCUGUGCAAGGCUGUGUUCUAAUCACAAUAAAUAUUGAAGGGAGCCUAGUGCUCUGAAACUUAAAAAUCUAGGGUACCCAGCAUAUGAUUUGUAUGAAAAAACUAAGAUUUUCUGGUCAGCUGAGAGCAAAAGUUUGGCGACAGACCACCAGGCUCUGCUAGAGCACAGUCCUGCAGUGAUACCGGUAAGGAGAAUUUGUAGUAUGACAGUCAAGACCCUUUUUACAUGCCAGCCCUUCAAGUUUACGUUUUUGCUCAAUCGCCAUUUGGCAACCAACUAUUUCAGUCUUUCAGUAGGGAGACUUUUUCACAGGUCAAGUAAUGCCAGCUCUGAAAAAUUUUACACUCCAUGGCGACCAAAAUGGUCACAACUUGGAGGUUUGCUUGCUGAUCUUUUUCUUAUUUUGUGACCUUUAUCUUUGAUUGAACUCAUCGGCAAUUAGGUGAGGUUGGAUGUAGGUGCCCUUUAAGGGUGGUGGUGCUAAGUGCGUAAGAUACUUAAGCUAUUGUAUUCAUGGCAGCCAGUGAGCGGCGACCAAAUAGAUUACUGGAAAUAAAACAUAGACUGUAAACACCUACCUGAAAACGAAGGAGGGCUAGGAAUAAAUCAGCAAACGGUGGCUUAGAUGCGAAACAUGCUUAAUUGCUCAAUGAAUUUAUUAGCAACUUGAUCACUGUGAAAAGUACUUCAGGCCCUUCAACUUACCCGGGAUCCCCAGCAGACAUUGAGCUGCUACAAAUAUAUUGAAACCACCAGCUGUAGAACUGUUUGGAGUUUAACUUCAAUGGUGUAAAUUACAUUUCCUACAUUCAAGGAGUGAUAUUUUGUGUUGGCAUUGUAUGCUCAACAAAUUAUAUUUUUUAUUUGGCAUUGUAGGAGCUGGGGUGUAAAACUGAAGAUUCGUCCCGUGAAACUAAGUGAUGAGGGAGCAUACAGUUGUGUGGCAAAUAAUUCAGAAGGGACAGUGAGCAAGCAGGUUUUCUUGACUGUAACUGGUAUGAUUGUAUUCUUUAAUAGAGACCUAUGCAAUCACAAUAUUAUUACUGCCUGCCCUCUCAUGGGGAAACGUCUCUUCUGUGAAAUGUCCUUAGGGGCUUGAAGCAAAGAGAGAUUAUGGUAUUUGCAGGCUAGCCCCUCCUCUCUCCCCCUUCCUGCUUAGCCUCUGAGCUGAACUAGUAAUAAUUAAAGGUUAGGGAGUGAAGGCAAGAUGGAUUGCAGGUCAAAAUGCUCGUUUCAACACUGUGCUUUGUGUUAGGAGGACAGUACGCAGGUCAUCGGAUUACCUAAUGAUAGAGGGUGCAAACAAGCUUAAAAAAAUAAUCACGCUUUGUGGCAGGCCAAGUCCAGGACUGACAAUUAAAUUCCAUGACUUUUCAGGCCUGGAAAAUAAUAUUGUAAAAUUUCAUGACUUUUUACAGGUUUUCCGUGACAUGUACAGGAGCACACAUGCACGAUAGCAGCCUGGCCCCAGUUGUUCAAAAGCUGGAUAACGCUAUUCAGGGGAUAAAUCACUAUCUAGUGCAUAGCGCAAUUGGUUCUCCUAAUACUUAUCCACUGGACAGUGAUUUGGGGCCUGUAGAUUAGGAUUGCAGGCUCCUCUGGUCACCCACAACAAUAUGGUUGUUUUAAUUGCACUAACAUACUUCCAUUGUUUUUGAUCCUAGAAGCAACCUCUCCUCCUCUUACGGCACUUUCAAGUCCGACUACUUUGACACCAUUUACAGAUCAAGGUACAUAAAAAUGUCUUCUUUUAUUUUGCUAUUCAGCCUGCAAAGAAAGUUGUGUCCGAUAGCCCCGGGCUAGUGGAUUUUGCUAUCAGGCUAGUGAAUUCUGUUCUUAACUUGCCUGAUGGGGAAGUGAAGUAUUUUGAGGAAUAAUUAUUCAGGUGACAGAAGAGCUGUAAAAUCAAUCUGCUCAUCAAAAAAUUUUGAGCGCUACUUGAAAUGAUGUUUGUGCUGGUAAAAUGCUAGCUUUAGCUUGCCCGAAUGACAAGCUGUAACAAUGACUUUCUUUGUACCCUGCUAUUCUAAUAUUUUGUGAUUAAUUAUUAUAAAAUAUGAAGCAAGGAAAUAAAGGUAAAUUAAAUGAAAGCCAAGGAUUAAUACUGAACGGACAAGACCAAGGAAAAAAUAAUAACAUGUUAAAAAAACAAACAAACCAUUGAACAACAACAACAACAACAAAAAACAACAAGCUUAGAAAGACCUGUUGGUCUUUUUAACGUGAAGCCAACCUGAUUUUUUUGCUUUAGAGCAGAAAUAAAAAACAAGUGAGCAUCGUUUAAAGGCUCACAAAGGUAAAAACAGUUAAAAAAAUGGACCAUUCAUCACCCCUUUAAAGAGACAUCAAGGCUCACUUAAAACCAAAUGUUGAUCCUGUGUUAAUUGGAUAGGGCAGUGGGAGCAAUAUAUUAUAAGUUGCAAUAAAUUUGAUUUGCACUGAAACCGUAGACCCAGUAAGAUUUAGUGGAAAUUUGGGGCUGACUCUAAUUCUGUCAGUUAACAGUUUUCGCCUCAUUUCAGAACUGUUGCCUGAUAAUUCGAAACAGUCCAAUCCUCCAGACAGUAAACCUAAGCAUGGACAGUGGGAAGAAUCUACACACAGCGAUCUGUAAGUUGGCUCUAAAUAUCAGGGCUGUUACUAAGGGCCCAGGGAUGGAGACUUUCCCCUGGCUUCUUUCAUCGGAAACAACAGGAAAGUAGAACCAAAAGAAAUUCCAACAACAAACCAGUGAGAAAUUUGGGAAGCACAUGUAGCCAGUGUUGCAUGCAAGUGACUUUCGACUCUUUGUUUUGGUUUUACUUUAUUUGCGAGAAGCCGCCUCUGGUAUAGUCUGCUACGCAGCCGUUGUUCGUGUCGUCACGCAACGCUCCACCCCGCAAACGUGGAGGGUUGCGUGACAACACUAAAAUCUGCUCUGUAUGAGACUUCCUCUAGUAAUAGAAUCCAAAAAAGUGUCGGAUUCUGGAUUCCGGGUUGUAGAUUCCGGAUUCAUGGUACUGGAUUCUGGAUUCUUUUUCAGUGGAAUUUGGAUUUGGGAUUCCAAUCGUUUGCGGGAUUCCAGAUUCCAGAAGGAAAAAUAUUCGGAAUCCAGAUUACCUUUCAUGGGGCGAGAGAAGCUGUUUUUUGCCGGAUGAAUGAGUUGCUUAACCUUUCUAUUAACUUUUAAAAUUUCGUCUUUUCUUUGUCUCCAGGGAUAUUCCAACACCUUCGUCACUACCAGAGACUGGAAGCUGUGUCCCAUACAAUGGCUCUGUAUGCUACAACCUUCUAAAAGGGCGCUCUAUCUAUGUAAGAAGUUUUGAGAGACUGGAAAAUAUAGAAAGAAAAGUCAGCAGGGCUUAUCCAAACAUACGGGAAUUUGAGAAAAUCAGCGUAAGGUGUCGUCCUUUUGUCAAGCCGCUCCUAUGUCAUUACCAGUUCCCAAGCUGCGACUCCUCAUCAUCUGUUCCGAAGCCAAGGCAGAUAUGUUAUGAGGAGUGCGAAAUUCUUCGUACAAGUAUCUGCCCAGAGGAGUAUCUUAUUUCAAAAAGGUUUACGCUGCAGCAGGUUCUGUUUCCAGAAUGUUCAUCGUUGCCUCGCGCGGAUACGGCGGAAGGCAAGAAUUGUAUAAAAUUGAACGUGAAUAAAACCAAGACUACGAAGAGCCCGAAGAACCCGAAGAGUCCAAAGAGCCCGAAGCCUCCAAAACCUGGAAAACCAGCUCUCGAAAAAGGCGCAGUUAGGAGAGAAAAAGGUAAGUGCCACUCUUGAAAAUUCUCUUAUUUUGCAUGUUCUUGUUUGUUAAAUCCCUUAAAGCGAAUACCUGCAUGGGGAGCACAUUGGCGAGAUUCAGCGUCCUCGCGCGUUUAACCGUUUAAGCCCUAAGAGUGAUCAUCGUCAAAUUUCCCCUUGUAAUAUCGAUGCUUUGUGAAACAGAGUGGUCAUGAGAAUUACAGACAUGAUCACACAAGAUGAAUUUGCUUGAUAUGUUAUCAACUUCUCCCCACUACUUCCGUAGGAAAUGAAUAGGGGCAACAAAUGAGAAUUUCAAUUUUGAUCUUAGUGUUUAAAGGGUUAACUCGCUAACUUGCUCUCGAAAAAGGUUAGGGGCCCGUGUUAUCGCGGCUUAACGGAUAAUGGAGAUCUGCGCACUCUAUACAUCCUUCCACUGAGAACUUAAAAGAAUAGGCCAAUAUUAUUUCAACUGUUUUGAUCCGUUUGGCUGAACCGCAAACUGACUUGACAAUGCAAAACAAUGUCAUGGACUAUUUCUAAGUGUGUGCAUUGUCGCUUUUGAAAUUUUUUGAGACUUCGUGCGAAGCUAUUUGAACGAGCGCAGGUUUAUUUAGUUUGUCGAGCUUAAGACAUCAUACAUCGCUCUGUUGUUGUAAGCCAGCACAGCAACCGCAGGCUAUGUGCUUUUAGUCUUUUGUUGAUAAAUCACGUGUCAAUGGCGUUAAUUCUGAGAGACAGUUAACAUCGAAAUCCAGACAGUGCGGUAACCUGCGAUCAGGCUUUCUUUUUGCGGGGAUAGCGCGAAAAACUAAAAGGGAAAAAAGACCGCCUGAUCGCAGUUUAACAUUGCGGCCGACAUGACACUUCGUCACGUUCCUUUAGAGUCCAUAUUCAUGUUCCUUUAGAGUCCAUAUUAAGUGGAUUCAAGUAUAUGGCUAUUUCUGUAGUCGUGCUCAUGUCCUUUUCACUUAAUCCUUAGCUUUACCAGUGACUGGAUGUUACACUGGGACAGGACAGAACUUCAAUGCAAGCGUGAGCGUGACUGAGAAGGGCCUUGUAUGUCAGGCAUGGAACUCGACCACACCUCAUUUCCACAUUCUGUCGCCUAAGGAUCAUCCUGAAAUUGGCGGUGGACAUAAUUAUUGUAGGAAUCCUGGUGGACAGAAAGUAAAACCCUGGUGUUUUACAACGGACGAGAACACGGAGUUCGACUACUGUAAUAUUCCACGUUGUGGUAAGCUAAAUCUGUCCGUCCCCUUUUUAAAAAGAUCUUGACGUUGUUUCACUACAUUACAGGAAAAGAAGCGUUUUGCCUUCUUGUAUUAAUAGCAACGAAAGUGGAUCGAGCCGAACUACUGCUUAAAAAAAACACGCCGGUCAUAAUAAAGUUGUCCUAAGAAAUCUGUACAAGGAUUUUUUGCGACCUGGAAGCACUGAAAUGGACGUAGUUAAAACACAACACAAGAGAAAUGAAUUCCGCGCUGAAAAGUAGUGAAAUACCUGCGGGAAAACGUAAAAAUGGCAAUUAGGCAGGUUCCCCCACCCCCCGUAGUCUCCCUGACCUCGCAGCCGUGUUUUGGAUGUCACCCAACGCUCCCCCAAAAGAGGGAGCGUUACAAAACAAGAAGACAUAAGUCGUACUUGAUUGAAGUUGCCAAUGACUAACAGCGUGCUGCGAGGUAAAAACUCUUGCCACUUACCUAUUAAGCAAUAAAAAUCUUUUUUGUAACUCCACAGAGGAGACGCCGCCAGUUGAAGUUGUGAGCAUUCUUUACAUGGUCAUUCCAUGUCUGGUGUUUGGUAUUGUGUUUUCUCUGGUGGUGAUUUUCAUCUGCUGGAGAUGUCAUAAACAGAUUAUAUAUCAGGCCGGAGAAGCGGCUGCUACUCCUCUUGUUCCUGUUAUUGGCAAGCCUUUGGUGAGUUUUCUUGGAAUUUUUCGAGCUUGGCCCAGUUGUUUACCGCGACUGGCUUUAGUUGCUUCCAAAGAGGCUUAGCCAUAAAAAUCCGGAAAAAUGGCCUAAAAAACCCUUCCUGGAUUUCUUAAAAAUAUUUCCAGUUUCACUUCUAAAAAUCCCACAAAAACUCCUAAAAAUCAGUCUAAAAAUCCUGUAAUAUUGAAAAGACUGGGUAACCUGUGGUGAGCCACAGGUUACGAGGCCGCCAUCUUGAACUGACAGAGAUGCCAGGAAUGAAGGUAAAACUGCUGACCGAUAUGGCAAGGAAGCAUCAAAACUUUGCAAACAAAGCCUUCAAGAUCCUUUUGAUGUUUCAAGCGUUUCACCCGUUGUAACAAACAAACAUAAAACCUUGAAAAUGCUCACCCAAAUCCCUCCAAAUCUCAAGAACUGAAUUCGGAAGAAAAUUGGAAAGCCUUCUUGGCCGCGACUGGCUGUAUUUCUUUCCCGCGCUUGGUUAUAGUCGUUUUUCGCGCUUCGCAGUGGUCGUAUUUACGUUAUGGUUAUUUAUUUCCAGUGAUUUUCAGUUAAUUUUGGCUCCAUCUCUCAUGACGAAUACCCGACUAAGGCUUUUUGGUUUUUCUUUCCAGAUCAAAGAGAUGCGGCGUGAGACAGUCAGAUUCCUAAAAGAUUUAGGAGAAGGAGAAUUUGGCAAACUCUACCGAGGGGAAGUAGUGGAAAAAGGUGAUGGUGAACAAACGACUCGACCCAUUCUCGCCAAAAUUCUUCGCAGUAGCUCGUCCUCAAAUAACCGUGAGAGCUUCUUGCGUCAGGCGGAGACUUGGUCCAAGUUUAGCCACCCGAAUGUCAUCAGUAUUAUCGGAGUUUGUUAUAACGGGCCCCCGACUUGUAUACUUUACGAGUGCGUUGAAUACGGCUCGUUGUAUGAGUAUCUUGUCGAUAACUCUCCUUUAGAGAGCCCGGAUGAGGACGACGAUGAUCCGGAAACUUUGAGCUACUACGAGCAGUUAUCGAUUGCUAUUCAAGUAGCUGCGGGAAUGAACUACAUCUCGCAGCACAAUUACAUUCACGGGGACUUGGCAGCUCGCAACUGUAUGGUCGGGCCUCGUAUGACCGUGAAAAUAACGGACGUUGCGUUAUCGCGUAAUCCUUUUUCAAGCGACUAUUAUCGUUCUGCUAAUAGACCCCCUAUGCCCCUCCGUUGGAUGGCACCGGAGGGGGUGCUAAAUUAUAGGUUCACAGUAGAGACUGAUAUAUGGUCCUUCGGAGUGGUGCUAUGGGAGAUAUUUUCAUUUGGUACCAAGCCCCAUUUUGGGUUCACGGACGACGAAGUUAUGGAACGUAUCCGAGAACACGUGUUGCUUCCUUGCCCGAGCGACUGUCCGAACAGUGUCUUCGUUUUAAUGACAGAAUGCUGGGAUAUUUUGCCGCCUAGUAGGCCACGUUUUAGUACAAUUUAUACACAUCUCUGCGCGCUGAGGUGGGAUACAAACGGCCCUCCCGCACCCAUCGAAAGUAACGAGAGAGACUGCAUUCAUGUUGGAGUAUGAGUUCCAAUCUGUCAUGGAUUUAUCAGUUCAAUUAUUAAAUUCGACCCAUGAUGUUGAUAAAAUCCACCAGAAUGUGGUUCCAUUUUGGUGAAUACUUGGUGAGAUGCAUGCCUGGAUGCAUAAAGCUUCAUUUGGCUCAGACCGCCAUUAAGGAGGAUUGGAUCAAUUUCUUGGAAAAUUAGCGAUCUUUUCCGCCUCUCUCGCUUAGAUGAUGCAUAUUGCUGAAAUGUUUUUUAAGAAGUGAAAUGAAAUAUAGAACAAAAGUAUACGCGUCAGUGAAACUCGUAACUGAUUGAAACAAUACCGAACUAAUUUCCAAGUGCAAGAGGGAUUCAACCGAAAGAAUUACAGAGAAUAUAGCAACAAUUUUACAAUUUACAAUACGAUAAACAUCUCUCUCAUACUCCAGUAUUAAAGCUCAACAAACCUUACAGGAAACAGCAAAACCGUUUGUCGCUCCUGUGUUGUCUUGUCUCCAAGCGGUUGACUGGCGUCUCAUUCAGUCAAUUCACAUUUUCACCUAGACCAUAAUGAACCUUGUUUACACCCCAAAAUUUUGCAUAACUAUUGUCUUCGAUUUCGCUUGGGACGACUAUAAUACCCAGGGGAAACGAUGGUUAUGUAAAAUUUUGGGAGUUAAACAAGGUGCAUUAUGGGGCGUUUUCCAUUUGAAUUUUCGGCAACUUCCAGUAGCGAAUGUAACAACAUUUUCUAAAAUUUCCAAAAAAGAGAGCAGCCUCGCCAGGUUUACCCAAAUUGUCGGAAAUGUUUUCCUGGAAGUUUUCUUUCCAUUCAACUUUUCUCCCGGAAUUUCAAGAAUUUUCCCUUGAUUGGUUCGCAUUUCGCAAAUUCAACAGUUUCUAAAACCUCUCCGGGAAAUUUCUAUUCCAUUCGAAAGUUUUGGUUUAGUGGACCUGUACAGCCCCCGUGGUCUUGGUGAAUGACCAGGACCGGAAACACGUUGUCAGGUUCCGAAACUUCUCGAAGGUGUUUUGACAGUGACCGACCAGUUUCCGCUGAAAAAAACUUGUUCCAGUCCUUGCCAUAAGAGGACGGCUCAAUGGCCAUUUCUUACUGGAGGUAACACAACGGUAGUAACCACAAUGUUUUAUUCACGUUAUGUGUCCUGGAGAUACGGCGGCGAAUUAACAGGCACUUCGUCUUGGUCGUCAUGGACCUCAGUUUAAAAAGAAUGGUGGACAUUGUUGCGAACCUUUUACUAGAGGGAGUUCGGAAGGAACCGUUUUGUUUUCUUCAUUUGUUGAGUUGAACUGCGAAAAUGUUUAGUUCUUGUUCCGUUUACUUCAUCCUUGUACAAAUUAUGAGAAAAUAGUUAAAAAUGAAUAAAAUUCUCAUCGUUGAUAUU